This is a messenger RNA of Penicillium chermesinum, 1461 nucleotides long. RefSeq names its product putative actin-related protein RO7. The record is from RefSeq and is a predicted model, not a curated record. The transcript has 2 exons. Lineage: Eukaryota; Fungi; Ascomycota; Eurotiomycetes; Eurotiales; Aspergillaceae. Bases 1 to 1461 code for a protein of 486 amino acids. Gene Ontology annotation, biological process: microtubule-based movement.
AUGUCUGUAGCAUCUAAUUUAAGGCAUAGUGAAGCUGCCCGGCCGGCCUCCCCUCAUACCCCUCAACAGCAGCUCCGCUCCGGUAAUAACUCGUUCGCGAGCACCACGUCACCUGGCUCCUCCUUCCGGAACGAAGACGAUGCUAUCAUAUUCGAAUUAGGAGCACGGUGGCUCCGAGCUGGCUUCGAGGGCAAUAGCUCUCCGACAUGCGUUAUUGGAUUUGGGCCAGAGGGAUCGCGAAGAGCAGGGGACUACCGAGGGUGGAUUGAGGGAAAUGCCGGCACGCGCCCGUUGCCAGCACCUCUCAAUGCAGAAGACUGGGUACGCGACUACGAAUUAUGGAGACUAGACUUGCGACAGAUCGAUUUGGGCUUGGUUGAAGACAAGAUCGAACGUGUCUUCCGCGAAACCUAUAAUCAGUAUCUGUUAACUGAUGCCGGUGCAUCUCGUCUUGUUCUCGUUCUUCCUUCCCUGAUGCCGCAUCCGAUCUUGUCGUCUUUACUGUCUGUGUUAUUCGGCCGCUGGAAGUUCCCCAGCAUUACCCUUCUGCCGAGCGCCACAAUGUCCGCUACGGCUGCAGGGCUACGAUCUGCUUUAGUCGUGGAUCUGGGAUGGGCGGAAACAACCGUCACUGCGAUCUAUGAAUAUAGGGAAAUCGCAACAAGGCGGAGUACAAGAGCAAUGAAAGCUGUCACUCAAGAGUUCGGUCGGCUGUUCACCGGGAUAGCUUCUGGUGAUGAGAAAGAGUGGGCGUCUCGAGAUGAAAUCUCUGUGGGAUUUCAAUACUGUGAAGAAAUUAACCUGUGGAGAACGUGUUUUACGCGCCAGGCAUAUCUGAGACAGAAGUCGACGAUGAAGAGAAACCGCUACACAUACUUGUCUACCAUGCACUUCUCGCACUCCCCGCCAGAUGCACGAGGAACCUGCAUGGCCCGAAUCACAUUCGUUGGCGGUGGUGCUCGCAUACCCGGUCUACGACAAAGAACUCUCGAUGAGCUUUCGCGUCUGAUCGAGUUGCAUGGAUGGAGCCCGAUCCGGGGUAAAGCAGUGGAACGACAGCGACAGCGCUUGCAGGAGCUACGGAUAUCAUCUCAGACCAACGGAGAGAAACCCACGACACCAAUUGAACCCUCUUCCAUAGAUAGCAAAGAGCAAAAACCAGAUCCUUCAAAAGAAGAGCCCGAGGUCGAUUUUGUUGAACAAAAGCUCCAGCGCCAGAAUAAGGACAUCCCUACCCCUGUUCAGGGGGUAUUGCGGGAGAUUGAAUCACUUGGGCCCUGGGCUGGUGCAAGUUUAAUCACAAGCGUGAAGACCAGAGGCUUGGUGGAGGUCGAACGAGAGAAGUUCCUGCAGCAUGGUCUCGCUGGGGGUAUCCGAGAACCAGAGAAUCCUGUGCCUGAUCGGCGGUCAGGCUUGAGGGCUGGAGAUCGAUCAAGCUGGACCCUAGCUGGCUGGGCUUGA